This is a messenger RNA of Andrographis paniculata, 1408 nucleotides long. Its product is annotated as WAT1-related protein At2g37460-like. Gene Ontology annotation, cellular component: plasma membrane. The record is from RefSeq and is a predicted model, not a curated record. Bases 115 to 1230 code for a protein of 371 amino acids. Lineage: Eukaryota; Viridiplantae; Streptophyta; Magnoliopsida; Lamiales; Acanthaceae. Gene Ontology annotation, molecular function: transmembrane transporter activity. The transcript has 8 exons.
UCAUACACACACUCAAUUUCUCAUUUCCAUACCCAAUGGAAAACAUAUACACUUAAUAAUUUUAUAACAAUCCAAGAAUUUUGCUGCCCUCUAUUCUAUUCUAAAUUAAAAGAUAUGUCCAAGGAGAAGUGGAAGUUGUUGUUCAGGAAGAUGAAGCCAUUCUUGGGAGUAGUCUUCCUGCAAUCAGGGUUUGCUGGAAUGGACAUCAUUUCUAAAGCUGCAUUAAACGAGGGUAUGAGCAAUUUCGUCUUUGUUGUCUAUCGCCAUGCUGUCGCCACCAUCGUCAUGGCGCCUUUCGCCUUCAUCCUGGACAAGAAAAUAAGGCCUAAGAUGACCCUCACUAUAUUCGGCAAGCUCUUGCUUCUUGGCCUCUUAGAGCCAGUGAUCGACCAGAAUCUGUAUUUCUUGGGGAUGAAAUAUACAACUGCUACCUUUGCAGCUGCUAUGGCCAAUGUUCUGCCAGCCAUAACAUUCCUCAUGGCAUGGCUUUUCAGGUUGGAGAAGGUGAAGCUAACCAGCAUUCGAAGUGAAGCCAAGUUAAUUGGGACACUUGCAACAGUUGCCGGAGCCAUGAUUAUGACGUUGGUGCGCGGCCCCAAUCUCAACUUGCCGUGGACAAAACCGGGGGCAAUAGAUGUACAUCCACAGGGACAAGUGAGUCUCGAGCAUUCAAUCAAGGGUGCUGUCAUGAUCAUACUCGGAUGCUUCAGCUGGGCUUGCUUCAUGAUUUUGCAGGCAGUGACACUGAAGACUUACCCUGCCGAGCUAUCCCUCACCACUUGGAUAUGCUUUCUGGGGACAAUUGAGACAGCUGCUGUGGCGCUUGUAGCUGAAAGGGCAAAUGUAGCAGCGUGGGCCAUAAAAUGGGACACCAGUUUCCUUGCAGCUGUCUACAGUGGCGUGUUCUGUUCGGGAAUCGCAUAUUAUGUUCAAGGAAUAGUGAUGCAAGAAAGAGGGCCUGUUUUUGUCACUGCAUUCAGCCCUCUGAGCAUGGUGAUUGUUGCUGUCUUGAGCUCUUUCAUUCUGGCUGAACAAAUGUUCUUGGGAAGGCUUAUGGGUGCAGUGGUCAUUGUUCUUGGCCUAUAUCUCGUGGUGUGGGGGAAAGAGAAAGAUUACGAGACCCCUUCAACUGAAGAAAAGCUACCGGUUCAAAAAUGCUUAGAAGGAUGUGAACAUGGCCAGCCAAUGGAGGUAGUUACAGGGGAUGGAGGCGAUACUAGCAAAAGUUAGCUGCUAUUUCCAAAACUUUAGUUGAGUAUGUGAACAGUAUCGUUACCUGGGUGGCGAACUACUCUCGGAAGUUGCAUGGCCCUUUGACAGAAUAGGCUCGAUUUCGCGCUCAACCUGCAUUUAUAAAUUCAUAUAUUCUAUGCAAUUUUCAAGUUGACAAAUAAUUAAGAGAACUAAU